Messenger RNA from Cygnus atratus (black swan), 4074 nucleotides. It is a transcript of the gene ZNF804B, whose product is annotated as zinc finger protein 804B. The transcript has 4 exons. NCBI's taxonomy places the organism in Eukaryota, Metazoa, Chordata, Aves, Anseriformes, Anatidae. The record is from RefSeq and is a predicted model, not a curated record. Bases 1 to 4074 code for a protein of 1357 amino acids. Gene Ontology annotation, cellular component: nucleus.
AUGGCGUGCUACCUGGUCAUCAGCUCCCGGCACCUCAGCAACGGCCACUACCGCGGCAUCAAGGGCGUCUUCAGGGGACCGCUCCGCAAGAAGGGCGCCCGCUCGCCGGACUAUGCUGAGAAGGAGAAAGCUGCAGCCAAGGCUCUGGAGGAUGUGAAGGCUAACUUCUACUGUGAACUGUGUGACAAGCAGUACCACAAACACCAAGAAUUUGACAACCACAUCAAUUCUUAUGACCAUGCUCACAAGCAGAGAUUAAAAGACUUGAAACAAAGGGAAUUUGCUCGAAACGUGGCUUCAAAGUCAUGGAAAGAUGAGAAGAAACAGGAAAAAGCACUCAAGCGGCUCCACCAGCUCGCAGAGUUACGGAAACAGUCAGAAUGCAUCACUGGAAGUGGACCAAUGCUUAAAGCCCCCAGAUUAGUCAUGGAAAAGCAGCAGUCGCCAGAUGGAGUUUUCCUAUACAAGGGUGGCAUGGUCACAGCUGGUUCUCAAAGCACCACUGCAAGUGAAGGACAAGGUUUCUCCAGCAGUAUACUAGAGAAACAGCAGCUUAUCAUAAGCAGGCACGAUUCACCUACUAAAAGAUGCCACGUGCUUCAAAAUCAAGUCUCACAAGUGUUCCCAGAUAGCACCAAUGCUUCUCAAAGGGCAGGGGUGUCUUUCUCAUUUUCUAAAAAAGUCCCUUUGAAGCUUGAGUCCUCAGCAUCAGUCUUCAGUGAGAACUCUGAAGAAGGAAAUGAUUGUAGUGAAUCCCCCAACCAUAAAACAAAGCAAGUUCUUGAGGGCUGUCGUUCUGGCACACUUUUGGAAGAGGAUAUGAAAACAGGCCUGGAUAAAGGACCACCUAUUCCACAAGACCAAAUGGAUUUGGAUAACGGUGCAUCAAGUCAUGGAACUGUGAAACUUAAAAUGCUAAAAGAAAAUGAUAGAAGUAGUGAUAGAGAAAUAGAAGAAAAGGUCAGUGUUCAUUCUUCAUUUUCCAAAAUCAAAAUACAGCUUUCAAAUUUGGAUUUUUCAGGUUCACUUAGAGAAACAGAUCAAGAGAGUAAACUGAGUGAGUCUGAGCAAUUGUUGGAAACUCUCAUUUCACCUUCAUGCCAAGCUAACAGUUUUUGCAUACAGCCAAACACCUACAAGCACAGCAAUGCCCAACUGUCUGACAAGUUACAUGAGCUCCCACAACAGCCAGUGCCUGAGCUGACAUUUUCAAGCAACAUUAAUGACAGUCCUGGGGUAGUAAAGAGGGAAAGAUAUUUGGAGGUUUCAGAAACCACAAAUGGAAAUACAGAAUCGCUUUCUAGGGAGACUGUGGUUAAAGAGGCUAAGCCCCAGGAACUGCCUUUCCUCCAUGUAGUGAGCAAAGAUGGCAGCACUGCUCUGCAGUGGCCCACAGAAUUACUUUUGUUUACAAAAACUGAGCCAUGUAUUUCAUAUGGCUGUAAUCCAUUGUAUUUUGACUUCAGACUCUCUUUAAAUCACAGAGAUGGUAAACAGCAUGAAACAAACAAAGAAGGCUGUAAAGACUACUCUAUAAAUAAGACUGCAGAUGAAAAUGAAGCCUCAGGUUUAAUAAAACACAAGCAAAUGUCAAAUGAACAAGAUAAUCAGUUGUUGAAACCAAAGAAGAUGAAAGGUUCCCUAAAUCCAAGAAAGGCCAAGCAAAAAGCUGAGUCAGACAUAGGGAAAGAAAUGAACAAAAAUGGUCGAAAAUAUAUUUCAGAUUAUUUGAAUGAAAAUAUACCCAAAGUGCCUGCUUACCUUGAUGUCUCACAAAAGGAUUAUAUGACAGAAAAAGGUCUUCAUACAACACCACAGAAAAGAUCUUUAAAGCAUCAUUUCCAUAGCUGUGAAAGAAAAAAACAGAGCAUUAGAAAUGAACGCAUUUCCUUUUCUGCUUUUAUGUCUAGGAUUAAAAAGACUAAAGCUGCAAAAUGUCAUUUAAUUUAUUCUGAAGAAACUCAUGAAAACCAAAAUGACUGCAGAUCCAUUCAAGAUGUGGCCAGCUGCAGCAGUGACAUAAGUGACAGUGGAAAAUAUUCUAGUGGAAGUUUCCUUAGUUAUAAAUCUGGUUCGAACAGCAGGUAUUCAGAAAAUGAAGAAAGUGGAAGUUUUACAAGAUGCUGGAGAUUUCCAUCUCCUGAAAAGUCCUCCUCUGACAGACAUUCCAGCUAUUCUGACACUUCCGUUAGCAGUACAAGUAGCUACAUGAGCAGUUCCUCUAGUCCCACAUCAAACAAUCACAGCAGAAAUCAUUUGCUUUGUUGUUGCAAAAGGAAAAGCAAGACAGCUGAAAGGCACAAAUGUAAACACAGAAAGCACAACUGUAUUUUUACUUCUGAUGAUGCAUAUGAUAAUUAUCUUUGCCAUGUUAGAAGUCACAGAAGUAGAAACUGCACACAGAGGGGCACAAUUAAAUAUCAAAGAUGUUCAAGACAUAAAGUUUUACACCACAGAGAUAGAUCUAAACACAGCAAAUGUAGACACCAGCAUUUUGGCAGAGUGAAUAGUAGAAGUAGAAGCUACAAUGGCUCCAAAAGUUCUUCCACCACAGAAUCAAGAAGCAGCGAGAGCUCAUCUAGCAGCAGAGUAUCAAGAGGUAGUAGUGCAGGGUCCUUCUCAAAAGAGACUGAUAACUGUGAGAAUAAAACAAAAGAGGAUGCAGAAAGAGAUUCUAACACCAAAAGAGGAAAUGAUGGAACUACACAUUAUGAAUCUCUGAAUGCAAACAGCCAGACGAAAAACUUUGCUACCUGCUCUUCUGAAACAUUGGUAAAAGACAUAUGUGGAAAAAGAAAGUCACUGACAGCCAAGUUAUUGUUGGAAAGAGUGCAGUCCAAGAAAACCCAAGAACAAAUGCAUGAUUCAGAAAGAUUUUCAAACAUUUGUGGUAUGGAAUUAAAGGAUCUUUCACAAAGUCACUUUGCGGUUCAGUUUUCAUCAUCGGUAGGUGAUACAGCAAUGUUACCUUUGCCAGAGAAACUGCUAAGCACAGGUAAAAAUGACAUAGGGCAAAAUGAAAGUCCAUUGGAAGGCAGUGUGAAAAGAAACAAAUCUGAAGCUUCAGAGAUAACCAAUGUUGCUCGUUCAGCAGGGACUGAUUAUGAUCAUUGUCUUUUUAAAGACAUCAUUCAAAUAGGAACAGGCUAUCAGAGCCCGAGCGUAAAAAGGAGCACAGCAAUAAAGGAACAAUCCAAUCUCUUCAUUAAUGAAGUACAACCCUUUAUACAAAGCUGUGACCCAGUACCAAAUGAUUUCCCUGGUGCUUUUUCCUCUAAAAGAUAUUCUGUUGUUGCUAAUUCAACAGAGACCAAAGAAGAACUACAUGAUGUAAACAUGGACUUGAACCAGGCAGAAGGCAGUUCAGACUCUCUUUGUGACAAUGCUAUGCAGAACUACAAUGACACAGUAAAUGAACUAGAAGUGUACACUAAAUCCAUCUCCCCUCCUUUAACACAGCAGCCUAUAACAUUCUCACCAGAAGAAGUAGACAAAUAUAGGUUGCUGCAGCUGCAAGCCCAGCAGCAUAUGCAGAAACAACUUCUGGCAAAACACCUGAAAGUUUUGCCUGCCCCAGGACCAGCUGCCUUCUCUGCAACACCAGCAGUUCCCACCAUCCCUGUUCAGCAGCAUGCUACUGUCACCACUAUCCACCAUACACUGCUGCAACGCUUUGCUGUCUCAGCAUCUGUACAUCCCCAUGGCAGCCAUCUUUCCCUGGCACACCUCCAUCCCCUCUCUCAGGCACAUUUCACCCCUAUAUCACUUUCUCCAUUAGCACCAACCCUCAUUCCUGCCCACCCUGCUCUGCUGGCAGGACACCCGUUGCACUUGGUCUCCACCACCCCUACUCACCCUUCCCCACUGAACUUCCCCAUACUGCCACAUGCUGCGUACAUCCCAGCCUUAUUUACACCACACCUGAAUGCAGCCACACCUCCUGCUAUACAUCCAAAUCCCAUUGUUCAUCCGUUAUUCCAAGGUCAAGAUUCCCAUCAUCAUUCUUGCUCUAGCCAGACCCAACAGUUACCUACAAUAAAAGAAAUUUUUGGUGUUUCUAGUUAUUUAAACUAG